Daucus carota subsp. sativus is the source of this 1669-nucleotide messenger RNA. RefSeq names its product F-box protein PP2-B10. The record is from RefSeq and is a predicted model, not a curated record. The coding region runs from base 59 to 937 and encodes 292 amino acids. NCBI's taxonomy places the organism in Eukaryota, Viridiplantae, Streptophyta, Magnoliopsida, Apiales, Apiaceae. The transcript is spliced from 3 exons.
UAAUACCUCGGGAAUGGUAAUAAGGCGGUGACAAACAUAUUUUAAAAGUGAAAGUGGCAUGUUGAGUUUGAGUAAACAGGAACUCAUGGAAGAGAAGAGAGUGUUUGGUGUGGCUGCCAAGAAAACCAUGUCCAAAAAAGAUGGCCUAGAUUCAUCGUCACCUUGGGAGGCGUGCAAUGAUUCAUGGGAGUUGAAGGCAGUGGGAGAUGAUGAUGAUGUAUGGGACAAGUUUUUGCCAUGGGAUUAUGGUGAGAUUCUUGCAAGAGAAGGGGUUUCUCCUGGUGUCAUCACUAAGAAGCAAGCCUAUCUCCUCCUCUUUGGCUCUCCUUUCCUCUUGGAUCAGGGCAAAUUGAGUUUUGUGUUAAACAAGGGGGGAGGUGAAAAAUGUUGUAUGCUAAGUGCGAGGGAGCUUUCAAUCGCUUGGAAAGAUACUCCGUACUUUUGGCGAUGGACAACUUUACCUGAAUCAAGAUUUUCUGAGGUAGCUGAGCUUCAAUGUGUGUGUUGGCUUGAAAUCCGAGGGAAGAUUGCGACCACAAUGCUGUCCGACAAGACUAAUUAUUCGGCAUACCUUGUGUUUAAAGCCAAAGCCGAAUGUUUUGGUUUGGAGUUUGCAGCAGAAUCUGUUGUCAAAUUUGUUGAUUCAGAAGAACGCGAGGUAAGUGCUGUUCAUCUGGUAUCCCCAAGAGGUACAGAUGGAGGAGCUAGAUAUUAUAUUGGACAUGCAGAGAGACAGGUGCCACAAGAGAAUGCACAGCUUUCAUUUGAGAGACGGGAUGGUUGGAUGGAGAUAAAACUCGGAGAAUUCUACAAUGAUUGUGGAAAUGAUAAUGAUGGUGAAGUGGAAGCAGCACUUAUGGAGACUAAGGCGCAAAACUGGAAGGGCGGUCUCUUCGUAGAGGGCAUUGAGUUUCGGCCUAAAGGCAUGCAGGUAUAACUAGACAGGAUGCUUAAUUCAUCCUUUUCUAUAACUUAUCAAGAGUGCUGGUAUUGUAUGAGCAUGAGUCGUCUGUCUUCGAGUAGCAGGUUCGGUUCCUGGUUUUGGUAUUGUAUUAGCAGGAGUAGUCUGUCUUCGAGUAGCGGGUGUGGUUCCUGGUUUUGGUAUUGUACUAGCAGGAGUAGUCUCUCUUGGAUUAGCGGGUUUGGUCCAUCGCUAUUCAACUUGAAUUAUAGCGGGUGUGGUUCCUGGUUUUGGUAUUGUACUAGCAGGAGUAGCCUCUCUUGGAGUAGCGGGUUUGUAGGUCCCUGGUUCUUCAACUUCAAUUGGAUAGCAUAGUAUAACUCUCUAAUAUUAUGAAUGUAGUCUCUUUUGGGCUGCAGGUUUGGUUCACUGCUAUUUGACUUGAAUUAGAUAGCAAUGUAUGACUAUAUAAUAUUAUAUUGUUAUGAAUCUAAUCUUCCUUUUUCCAAGUAUUGACAUCCCAGACGUUGCCCUUCUUUCGCAAACAAGAGUUCAGUGAGUACUCCUUUUAGUUUUUCCAUACAUGUGGAUAUUGUUUUGUUUUUUAUUGGUAUUGUUUCAGUUGAUGCGCUUAUGGUUGUCUAAGGUACCAUAUCAUUGCUUCGCAUGGUAAAAUUUACAGCAUUGCUCCGUCAGCCCUUGCACCACUCACCACUUGGUGAAAAAUUCGACUCAUGCAGGAGCAUGGGACGUAGCUAUUGCCUCCCC